Molecule: messenger RNA, 7203 nt
Organism: Symbiodinium sp. CCMP2456
Lineage: Eukaryota; Dinophyceae; Suessiales; Symbiodiniaceae
Source: the annotation of a GenBank genome assembly
AUGGACGGUGAUGCAAUCCCUACCACGCAGGACUUUCCUGGGCAUGUUCAACCAGGCGGGCCAGGUGAAGCUGAAAAGGAGCUGGGAGACCAGAAGCAAGGCCCGGAGGACUUCGAGAGGGCUCCGGGUCCGACUGUCGACGGCCAGCUCCCGGGCCCACCUGUGUCUUGGGAGCGGUCGGAUGAUGCUGCAGACAUCACCACCCGGGCCGCAGACAGCACCGACUGCUUAGAGCCUGCAGCCGCGCCUCAUGCCACGGAAGUCUUCCCGGCCGAGAAUGCCGCGACACAGGCUGCUGUGGUGCUGCCCACGGCCCCGGUGCUCGACAGUCACAGCGGCGAGGAUGUGCAGGCAGAGCUGCAGACAGCAAAGCUGGAACUUCCAUCGGCAGCAGAGAUGCAACUUCCGGGAGGUGAUCACCCGGAUGAGUCGAAGAAGAGCAUGGACACACCCUCAGAGGAGCCUCCAACGCCAGCGGCCGCGAUGGCGUCUCCGAUAGGUGAUGUCCCAGAUGCAGCGAAGGGCACGGAUGCCUGGGAGGAGCAGCUGGGAGGCAUGGCAAACACCAAAACAUUGAUUGGGCCAUACUCUGUCGGGGGCACCAUCGGCAAGGGCGGCUUUGGCUGCGUGUACAAGGCCAUGGACCAGCAGAGGGCCUUGUUUGUGGCCAUUAAGCAGGUGAGCUUGGGAGGCUUGCACAGCGGUGACAUCAGCCAAAUAGAGGUAGAGAUUAACUUGCUGUCCAAGCUGAAGCACAAGAAUAUUGUGAAGUACAUUGACUCCAUCCGGACUGACACCCACUUGAACAUUGUUCUCGAGUUUGUAGAGGGUGGAUCCAUCGCCGCCAUCAUAAAGAAGUUCGGAGCUUUCCCAGAGUCUCUGUGCGCCAUCUACACGCUGCAAAUUCUGAAAGGCUUGAAGUUCUUGCAUUCCCAAGGCGUUAUUCACCGAGACAUCAAAGGUGCGAAUGUCCUCACGACCAAGACUGGGAUCAUCAAGUUGGCCGACUUUGGGGUGGCAACGAAACUAAGCGAGAUCGACAGCUCAAAGCGGCGCGUCGUCGGUACGCCCUACUGGAUGGCACCGGAGACGGUUGAGAUGAGCCCACCCACACCUGCCAGCGACAUUUGGAGUGUGGGGUCAACAGUGGUGGAGAUGAUCACAGAGAAGCCACCGUAUGCAGAUUUGCCGCAGAUGUCGGCUCUUUACCGCAUUGUAUCCGACAAUCACCCGCCCCUGCCAGAGGGCUUUUCUGAAGCUCUCGACGCAUUCCUGUUACGGUGCUACGAGAAGAACCCGUUGCACCGUGCUGGAGCUGCAACCCUCCUCGAGGACCACUGGAUUCAAGCAAACAAGAAACACACACUGGAGUUCACGCGCCAAAUGCUUACCCCGAAGGUGACACAGAAGGAAUCGCCGCAGAGGAGUGUGGAGGAUGAGGAGGAGGACAGCGGUGAGUCUGGAGCUGAGGAGAUGGAGGCAUUCACCACCCUGAUCCGGGACACGCUAGUGACGCAGCAGCGACCAGGCAUGGAGGCUUUGGGGCUUCCCAGCAGCGUGCAUGACUCCCACGAGCUCGAGGUGCGAAGCCUGGACAAGACUUCCAGCGAGAAGUCGUCAAGUUCGCGAUCUUCCAAGCAGGGCACGGUGAAGUACCCAAUUGAAGAGGGAGCCGAUGCAGGGACAAACCUCGACGAGUAUCCAUCCAGGAAGCUCUUGGAGUCCCUGCCGGAGGGGAGCAUACCUGAAGCCUCCAAAGGUGAGGCGCAGGAGGUCAACUCCGAGGAGCUUCGAGGUUAUCAUUUUGCUUUCCUGGAUUACUACAAGGAGUACUGCGAAGCCAAGCCCUCUGUCCAGGCGGAGUCCGGAUCCAGGCAGACCGACUCCCUGCGAAGGCGACCGAACCGACCUCCGAGCGGGCAGCUGCGGGCCAAGGAUGUGAUCCAAGACGACUCCAAGGAGAACCGUGAGCGGCAGCGGGCGGCUGCAGAGAUCAAGAGCCUCCUUUCCAGCAUCCGGCCUUUCGAGGAGUCGGGAGUUCUUGUUCGGGUGUGCAAACGGCUCACGGAGCUGUUGCAGCAGGGCAUGCAGCAGGGAAGCAGCAGCAAAGACAGCAUCCAGCAGUUGAUCAUCGAGCAUGGGGUGGUUCCCAUCGUGGAAAUGCUUCAAGUCACGGACCCGAUGCUGCUCCGGCAGGUCUUGAAAGUGGUGAACCAGAUUGUUGCAGAAUGGAAUCAUGACUUCCAGGAGCUCUUCAGCAUGGUCGGACUGAUCCCCGGCGUUAUCAAGUUUGCUGGAUCUGAGUUUGCCCGCGACUUGCGGGUAGAGGCUGGUACCUUCAUCUCCCGGCUCUGCAGCUCGGGGUCCAGCAGCCUUCAGAUGCUUAUAGCCUGCGGUGGACUGGAGGCCAUUGUGGAUCUCAUCUCCUACGACUACUACCAGAAUCGGGACUUGGUCUGGAACGCACUGGAUGCAGUGAAUACAGUGAAGAAUAAGAAGAGCAGCCAUAGCCGAGAUCUCUGCCGGAUCCUCGCGAAGCGUGGCCUUUGUGGGCACCUUGUCCUUUUGAUCGACAAUCUGGCCACAGACAUCCAGGAAAAGGCCGCCCACUAUUUGCAGGAGGUUAUCAGAAUCCUUGGCUUUUUUGCCAAGACCGGAGAUUCUGUGGUCAAGGCCUACAUGGCCAAAGCGCCCGUGCUGGAGGGGCUUAUUGCUUCGCUUGAGUACUUGCCGCCCCCUUUGGCGGCUGAAGUCUGUAGGAUUUUCAAGCACCUUUCUCAAGAGCCGUCCGUCCUCAACAUGAUGGAGAACGUUGGGCUCGUCCCUGUUCUGGUUUACCACAUGAAGUUGCACAGCAUCUUCGAGAAGGGGACUUGGGACGGCACGGAGAAGGACCUCGAGAACGAGAAAGCCCAAGAUGCCUGUAGCCAGUGCUUGCUGGCACUCUCGAACCUUUGCAAACUCUCGCGCCCUCGGCAAGAGCAGGCCGCCUUAGCCGGUGCCAUUCCAAAGCUGCAAGCUUUGGUUGAAAGAGGUCAUCCUUUGCAGGAGUACGCUUUCGUGAUGAUCUGUGACAUGGCUUGCGCUUCCUUGGCCACACGGAAGUCCUUAUGGACAGAGGACGGUGGGCCUUUCCUUGUUCGAAGCCUGGCCGUGCCUGAGACGCAGGUCCCGGCUCUUGAGGCCUUAGUUGGCUGGUUUGGUGUGAAGGAGCACAAGGCAAACUGGUGUGAGCGCCUGGAGGGCAAGCUGCUAAAGGGCCCCGACUUCCUCAUGCGCCUGUUUGCGCUGUUCCGGAGCGAGGACAAGGAUGUAUUUCUGAAGAUCUUGGACCCCUUGGUGAAGUUGGUGAGGAUCUCCUCCGAGACCAACGCUGCGCUGGCGAAUAGCGACCAGUUUCUGGCCGAGCUCCUCCGGAGGUUAGAGGGCGAAGGCAACAGCGACAGUCCCGAUGCGAGCAGAGUGGCCAGCAGCGCGCGGUUCAACUCUGACGACUUCUUCGGCAACCCUGGACUAGGGAGAGCUGCUCUCGAGGAGACGAGCCUCAACGGCGUGCGCCGACUUGUCUCCGCACAGCCCGGCGCUCUCGCCGACAAUUCUGUGCGAGCACGGCAAACUCUCCUGCGGCUGCUCUUGCAGCUUUGUCAGCCCUUGAGCAAGCCGCAACUGGCCGCGCUGGUGCAGCGCUUCCGCCUGAAAUCCCACUUGCAGCGCGUUCUGGCAGAGGAGCGGCGCAAACAGCGCGUGAUUCUCAGCGCCAUCGCGUCGCAGCUCCUGGCAAUGUUCAUGGAAGCCGCCCCAGGAGAUUUGGACAUCAACCCGAACGCAGAGGCUGGCAUUAGGCUCCAGAACGUGUUCCUUCAGCUUCCUUCAGCAGCUGCGGUUCUGCGCCUCAGGGGCCCUGGCGACGUUCGCAUUGACGUCGGCGACUCCAUGCCGACGCCCUCGCAAGAGCGGGAGCUGUAUGAUUUGCUGAAGGUGGAGCCCGACGCAACGGAAGAUGUUCUCAGGGGUGCCUACAAACGCCGGGCACUGGAAUUGCAUCCAGACAAGGGCGGCAACGAGGAGGACUUCAAAGCGAUGCCCGUUUAUCUCAGAGGCAAAUCCCAGGCUGGGCUGUGGCUAAGUAGGAAAGGUGCCUACGAUGCGAGGGGCUCGGUUGUUCUCACUGACCCGGAGAAGAGGACAGUCUACGAUCAGCAUGGGAAGGAAGGCCUGCGGCAGCUGGAGAUGGCCAGGCAGAUGGAGGCAAAUGGGUUUUUCUCGCCGAUUCAGUGGCUCCUGAGCCUGUCGCCAGGCAAACGACAAGUUCUGGCACUGCUGGUCGUGCUGGUGGCGAUGUUCUUCAUGCUGCCCUUCGUGCUCACCACAUUGAAGUGGGACGGAACUGCUGGAUUUCACUGGGCCAUUGUCCUGAUCCCCGUGUGGCUGCUUCAGUUGCCCGUCUGUUUCCUUCAACAGUGCGUGGUGCCGGAGCCGCCACAGGGCGACGAGGAGGAAUGGGGCGAGGACGAGCGCACAAAGUUCACGCAGCAGAAGCAGGAGCACCACUGGCUCCGCUUCGAAGGCUUCGUCUUUUCGGGGCUCCUCCUCAUCUUCCAGCUCUUGCUGCUGCUACGCUUGGAGGACGACAUCUCCGUUUCUUGGUUUGUAGUGAUGUUGCCCUGGAUCCUCCUGGAGGUAUGGUGGGUGGUGCUCAAGGUCAUGGUUGCUCCCGUCCAGUGGACAAGGGCUGAUGCCACGGCUGCAGCAGAGGCGCUUGUGAACGCUGGCACUGUGUGGAAGUCAUUGAAGUUCUGGUGCUUCCUGCUCAGCUUUGUGCAACUGGGUGCGAUGCGGCUCGUUGCAGUCCUGCUGCUUGCAGAGUGCGCUGAUUCUGGCAGCACGUCGUGGUGGGUCGCCCCUGUGCCCCUGUACGUUGCUGCUGCCUUCAGCAUCAUCAAAGCAGCAGUGGACACUUGCGGCUCAUCGCCGCAACCGAACUCAGGUCCCGCAAUGGUGGCCACCAGCCUGAGUGUGGCUGCAUGGUUGACCAUGGUACUCCUGGCCGUCGGCAAGCUGGAUGGUGGCAACUAUUCUGCUGGAUUGGUGUUCUCGCCGAUCUUUGCCAUCUUUGGUCUGGUGACGUGCUGCUUUUGCAGUGUCGUUGGAUGGUGCCCGCGUGAUCAGUUGGAAAACGUGGCCAAACAGGAUAUGCCGACUCACAACGUGAGCGGUUUUCAGCGUGCUGAGUACCUUGGCUACGUUGACAUGUCUGACGUCCGUUGCGAAGCACGGCGGUUCGACUCGUGCGGCUUGGGGAGGAACCGACCUUGUUCUUUCAACACCAUGGCCCCAAGCACCAUGAUGUCGGCGGCAGCCCUGGCGGCCUGCGCGGCCCCAGCAAUGGCCUUUGUGCCAGCCGGUCAGAGCCUGCGGGGCUCCCCAGGCAACGAGCCUGCAAGCAUGGUUCAGGGCAGCUCUCGCUCGAGCUCUUAUGCCUCCACAGGCCUUGCCGCAGCAACUGUGGCUGUGGCCGGUGCCACAGCUCUGUCCAGGCCAAUCCAGCGUCGGGUUGAGCGAAAGGUCGUCGGGGUUUGCUUGCCUUUGACUGACAAGUUUGACCCGCUGAACCUGGGCAGCACGGAUGCAAAGAUGGAGCGAUACACUGCCGUUGAGAUUAAGCACGGCAGGGUUGCCAUGAUCGCCGUCGUUGGCUACAUAAUGCCGGAGAUCUUUCGCUUCCCAGGAUGCGAAGACUUCAAGCACGGCUUAGGUGCGCUGGAGAGCAUCCCCGUUGAGGGCUGGGUGCAGCUCUUUGCUUUGGUGGGUGCUCACGAGGUCCUCGUGAAGCCUCGCGAGGGAGGCCUCGGUAGCUUCGACUUUGGCUUGGGCACCGAGCUCUUGGAUGGCAUCGACGACGAGGAGCUGGAGCGCAAGCAGACCUCCGAGCGCAACAACGGCCGCCUGGCGAUGGUUGCUAUCCUUGGCCUCAUGUGGCAAGAUGGGACUUUCGGCGAGGCUCCGCUGAGCUACAUGAACAAGUACGGCUUCUGGGGGGAGCCGGUGCAGUACAUCGUUUCGCACAUUGCGAAUUGCCAGUCCUUCAGCGGCAGUUAUGUGGACAAUGGAGGCUUGUGCGCCCUUCCUCGGGGCCGAACCAGCAUGCAGGCCGUGCAGAAACUCUCCGAGGGUGUCUGGGUUGAGAAUGAGACCUACCCGAAGGAAAUGGAGAUGUCUCCUUCUGUGCCCUUCCUCAGGUAUCCGCAGGUCCUCAAAGGUUGGGUUGGGGACAAGGGUUUCGAUCCUCUCGGGGUGACGGAUGCGCUGCCAGUCUACUGGGUGCGAGAGGCAGAGCUCAAGCAUGGGCGUGUCUGUAUGCUCGCCACGGUCGGAUGGAUUGCUACCGACCUCGGUGCAAGAUUCCCAGGCGAGAAGUUCCAGAGCGUUGCGAACAGCGUCGAGGCCCACGACAAGAUGGUGGAGGCCGGCUACAUGCUGCCUUUCCUGGGUGCCGUCGGAAUCUUCGAGCUCUUCUCCCUUUGGCUCUUCUUCCAGUCCUGGCCCAUUGGGGAUGGCAUCAACCGCGAGGCCGGGGACUACUGGCUCGGCAAGCAGCCUAAGGAGCCCGAAAAGGAGAAGGACAUGCGCCUGAAGGAACUGGAGAACGGGCGCCUUGCCAUGUUUGCCUUCAGUGGCAUUGUCACCCAGGUCCAUGCCCUCGCGAGGCUCAAAGUCUCGAGCCGCCCGAGUGCAGAGCCUAUCCUCCUAGCAGCCAUCAAGCGUGAGCGCAGGUCCCUACGGAACCGGGAGGAGGUGUUGGACUGGCUCAGGGACUCUGCAAAGAAGCGCAGGUUGGGCUUUGGCGAGUUGGACUUUGCCCAGCAGACAUUGGCAGAUCAGGCUAGACUCAUGGCUUCGACCGCCCUUUUCGUGGCCUCAAUGGGUGCGACACUUCUCGCUGGGAUUCUCCUCCCAGCAGAGGCGGCAGUGAUCGCUCUGCCUGCGUGCCACAAGGUGGGCCCUGGCAGGACGGUGACCUGCGAGACCGAACAGAUUUUGGCUGCAUGCGGCCUGCGAUGGGGCGAGUAUCCGGUGGAGUUUGACGACGUCUUCUACACUAUCGGUCGCGGCUUCGAUUUCACUGCACGUCACGAUGUCCUGGAAUCAUUGAUGGACGAGCUGUUGCCCGAGACACCCUGGCUCGAGAAAAUGGCCCACUAG